GAAAGGCCGGUGGUGCAUCUGUCCGCGUUACGCCUGUCCGCCGCGGCGUUCCCGGGAGAGCGGCGGCCGGCUGGCCGAGCUGCGUGGACGGAGGAGGGGCCCGAACCGCGGCCCGGGUCUCGGAUAAAGCGCAGCCUCUGAUGAAGCUGCUUCUUAUAGCUUUCCAAUCUGAACAAAAUCUCAAUUAUUUAACUCCGUCGCCCUGCCCUGUUUCCUAAGAAUCCCUUUUAAAACGGUGCUUUCAUCUACAAACGGUGUCCGUUCCUUCAGUACAUUCCUGUACCUCAAGUUCCUGGUGGUGUGGGCGAUGGUGCUGCUGGCGGAUUUCGUGCUGGAGUUCAGGUUCGAGUACCUGUGGCCGUUCUGGCUGUUCAUCAGAAGCGUGUACGACUCCUUCAGGUACCAGGGGCUGGCAUUUUCUGUGUUCUUCGUGUGCGUGGCCUUCACGUCGGACAUCAUCUGCCUCCUCUUCAUCCCCGUUCAGUGGCUGUUCUUCGCCGCCAGCACAUACGUGUGGGUGCAGUACGUGUGGCACACAGAAAGAGGAGUGUGCCUUCCCACGGUCUCUCUCUGGAUACUCUUCGUGUACAUCGAAGCAGCGAUCCGCUUCAAAGAUCUCAAGAACUUCCACGUGGACCUGUGCCGACCGUUCGCGGCGCAUUGCAUCGGCUACCCCGUGGUGACGCUGGGCUUCGGCUUCAAGAGCUACGUCAGCUACAAGAUGCGACUGCGCAAGCAGAAGGAGGUGCAGAAGGAGAACGAGUUCUACAUGCAGCUCCUGCAGCAGGCGCUGCCCCCCGAGCAGCAGCUCCUCCACAGGCAGGAGCGAGAUGCAGAGGAAGUCACGGCGGCCAAAGGGGCCUCCGACACGGAGCAUCCCCCCACGACCCAGAAUGGAGCCCCCGGCAGGAAAGUCACACCUCCGCUGCCAGAGCUGGAGUACAGGGAGAAGGGGCGCGAGAGCAAGGACAGGGACGGCAAAAAGCAGAGCCUGGGGAUAAACAACAACAUCCUGCAGACGGUGGAGUCCAAGCUGCAGGAGAUCGAGUACAUGGAGAACCACCUGAGUAGCAAGAGACUGAACAACGAGCUGGCAGGCAGCGCGGAGAGUCUGCUGGCCAAGGACGACGCCACAGCCAGCGCCUCCAAGAACUACAAGAACACGGCGGGAGGCCCGGGCAACUCGUCGCCCCGCGGCCACGGCGCCACCAACGGCAGUGUGCCCACCUCAGCGACCUCCAGCAGGAGCGAGAAGAAGCAGAAGUUCCCAGGGAAGAGCCCGUCAUCCCACAGGGACCUCAUGGACAACUGCAUACCCAACAACCAGCUGGGCAAGCCUGAGGCACUUGUGCGGCUGGAGCAGGACAUUAAGAGGCUGAAAGCAGAUCUGCAGGCGAGCCGGCAGGUGGAGCAGGACCUGCGCAGCCAGAUCGGCUCCCUGAGCAGCACGGAGAGGAGCGUGCGCUCGGAGCUCAGCCAGCUGCGGCAGGACAACGAGCUGCUGCAGAACAAGCUCCACAAUGCCGUGCAGGCCAAGCAGAAGGACAAGCAGACCAUCAGCCAGCUGGAGAAGCGGCUGAAGGCCGAGCAGGAGGCCCGGCUGGCCGCCGAGAAGCAGCUGGCCGAGGAGAAGAAGCGGAAGAAGCUGGAGGAGGCCACCGCCGCCCGAGCCGUAGCCCUGGCAGCCGCAUCCAGGGGCGAGUGCUCAGACGCCUUCCGGAGUCGGAUCCGCGAGCUGGAGAGCGAGUGCAAGAAGCUAAGCAUGGACAUGAAGCUGAAGGAGGAACAGAUCCGCGAGCUGGAAAUGAGAGCGCAGGAGCUGCGGAAGUACAAGGAGAACGAGAAGGACACGGAGGUGCUGAUGUCCGCGCUCUCGGCGAUGCAGGACAAGACACAGCACCUGGAAAACAGCCUGAGCGCGGAGACCCGCAUCAAGCUGGACCUGUUCUCUGCACUGGGGGACGCCAAGAGGCAGCUGGAGAUCGCUCAAGGUCAGAUCCUCCAGAAGGACCAGGAGAUCAAGGAACUGAAACAGAAGAUAGCGGAGGUGAUGGCCGUCAUGCCAAGCAUCACCUACACGGCAGAUGCCAACAACAUGAGCGCCGUGGCCCCACACUACUCCUCCAAGUUCAUGGACACCGGUCCCUCGGGCCUGGACCCCAACGCGUCCGUCUACCAGCCCCUCAAGAAGUGA
Molecule: messenger RNA, 2194 nt
Organism: Paramormyrops kingsleyae
Lineage: Eukaryota; Metazoa; Chordata; Actinopteri; Osteoglossiformes; Mormyridae
Product: macoilin-1-like
Biological process (GO): neuronal signal transduction
Cellular component (GO): rough endoplasmic reticulum membrane
Source: RefSeq, a predicted model, not a curated record